Molecule: messenger RNA, 3899 nt
Organism: Bombyx mori (domestic silkworm)
Lineage: Eukaryota; Metazoa; Arthropoda; Insecta; Lepidoptera; Bombycidae
Exons: 1
Coding region: 147-827 (226 amino acids)
Source: RefSeq, a predicted model, not a curated record
UCAUUAUUUGUCAUUUCAUUAAAACGUAGCCAUUGUAGAUAUACAUUUGCUUUUAUGAUAAUAUUUCUGUUUGGACAAGUUUACAGUAAUUUAUUACUUGUGAUAUAUAUGUUGUUUAGUUUGAAAUACGUACUAAGAGUAUAAAAAUGCCUCUUGUCGAUAUUACGAAUCCAGAUGUAAUAAAAUUUUUAAUCGAGAACUAUGACAAAACAGCGCUUUUGCGAAUGAAAUGGAAUCGUAUACAUUCCAAUAAACUGAAAAAAGCCGCUACCCUCAAUCGAGAGCCAAAAGAUUAUUUUGAAUCAGACGUUUUAGAAAAUGUAAUGAUAGGAGGGAUGGCAACCAUAACAAGAGAUCACGAGGUAGCCGGAUACAAUAGAAGACGUAAGCCUAUACGUGAUGUAAAAGAGAUACCAGGAAUAUCGUUUAUCAAAAAAGGUAAUUCUAUAGUAGACGUCGGCCUGGGCGAUCCUGCUGAAGAUCCACGACUGAAGCGAUCAGAUACAGAUCUUUCGGCUGAUCCUAUAAUGAGACCGGUUCCCCCAGAACAGAAGGCUAUAAUUUACAAGGACAUACCGAAUUUCGGAAGAAAGGUAUAUCUGUCGAAGAGAAGCAAAAUAGCUCCAGAAGCCAAAUACUACUUUAAUGAAUGUAGCGGAUGGGUAUAUGGAUGGAGAUUGGAAGACAGUUUCUUUAGAAGAAACCCGCAUAGGUGCGGCCGUGUGUGGCGUUUAACCAGAGAUGUGAAAAGUCGUACUGGACCUCAUCCAGAUCCUGACCAUUACAAAGAUUCAGACCCUCCAGGACCUACAAAAUGUUUGAAUUGAUUACUUUACAAAUUUUUUCCUUCCUUUCAAUUUUCGUACCUUGAUUAUAAGUAUUCGCUCUGUCUUCGACAUCAUCGUCAGCAACAUUGCAUGUGAACUAUACCUAUAUUAUAUUAAGAUCGUCAGGAUUUUCUUUGUCGAACUAGAUCAACAAACAAACUCACAGACAUCAUGGUGUUGAUGAUCCUGAUAAAUUUUAGGCCGAUUUCCGCAACAGUUUCUGCUAAUAAAUUACCGAUACGCAUGCCUUACUUAAAAUUCAAAAUAAAACAUAAAAAAUGAAUCACUAAUACCAAACGGAUAACUUAUUUUCUAAAUAUAGCUUAAUUUUGAAUUACCUUGGAUGAACAUGCCAUCACAGACUUUGAAACAUUAAACUUGCAAUAUUAAUUAUAUUGCUUAACGGUUGUACUAUUAUUCUUCAAGCCGAAACGCAAAAGUCCGCAAAACUGCUACAUAUAAUUAUGCAAUACAAAAGAGUUCGCUGAGUUUGUUUUGCUGAUUCAUCUCAAGAUUGUGGAUUCUUUUAGAAUAAAUUUGGAUAUUCAACAAGUACUAUGAAGUCAAUCUACAAUGAAGUUUAAGUUGAAAUUAAUUUAAAUGUGCUUCGCGGCAGAAAUUACCGCGAAAUUAUAGUGGUACUUACCCGUGCACACUCAUUAUACCACUUAGCACGAGUAUAUACCACUCAACUCGACUUGGGCGCUUGGGCGCAGGUUGUUGAGUGACUAGGGUCUUUAUUGUCGAUAUAUCUCACCUAGGUGGAAAUCCGGCAACUUUCUCCUAAUCAUAAAAAAUCACUUAAGGCUUCGUCAAACAGAACGCAUAAUUAGCGCACGUUAGAGCGCUACGCUAUGACGCCGAGACGUGUUGUACUACAAUGGUAAUAUACUGUCAAACAGAGCGCCAGCGCUAGCAGUCGCAAUGCUCUGUCGCGGCGUUAGGACGCUUUGACGUCAGGCGUUGUAAUUUUUUACAAAUUUUAUUUUAGCGUCCGAGUGAAUGUGUGUUAAAAUACUGGAUAAUGUCUGAAAAAUUAAUAGAAUUAGUUAGGAAAUACCCAUGCUUAUACAAUACGAAGGAUAAUUCUUAUAAAAAUGUAACAAUUAAGAUAAAAUUGAAGGAACAAAUUUCUGUGACCGUGAUAGAGCAUAUAAAAGUAACAAUUCUUCCACAUCUGAAUCACUCGACAUCUUUUAAAUUUUCACACUGCUAUCGAAAGGCGCUAUGAUUUGGCGAAUGCGUUGCGUCAAGGAGCGUCGGACUCAAGUCAAUUUGUGUGACAUGACACACGAAGAGCGCGACGUUAGAACGCGACGUUAGAACGCGACGCUAUAACGCAGCGCUAAGUAUGCGUUCUGUUUGACGAAGCCUUUAUACUAUCGCUAAACUACGGUACGGUAAUACAUCAUUAUGACAUUAGUUAAACCGAUUAACAUCCGCUUAGGUCACGCUCAAAUCAUACGGUCUAAUAGCAAUAACAUUAUCGUUGGUGCUAAUUACCCGCCAAAAGUCGCUUGUCAACUAAAGUCGAACGAGACUAAUACCGCAACUAGUCACAGUAUCAUUGUUAAUCGACUCCCAAAUUAAUCAGAAAAAACUUACCGCCUUCAGUUUAAUAAGCUAUAUUUUAUCCGCAUCGAUUAAUUAUCUACCGUCGACAACCAAGUGCAAUAAAUGUUCAUACUCAGUGAAUUAUUUUAUUGCAUUCGUAUCAGGCGAUACCACGGUGUUCGAAUCCAGUAGGCAAGUCCCAAUUUUUCUAAUAAAAUACGUACGAUUAACUUCCGCUGUAAAAGAAUAAUAUCGUAUAAUAAAUACCAAACCUGCAAAAUUUUAAUUUGCGUAAGUAAGACGUAUUCUGAUUCCAUACGGGUAGGUACGCCGCCCUCCCUAUAUCUGCCAUGAAGCAGUAAUGCGUUUGGGUUUGAACGGUGGGACAGGCUUUGUACUGUAAAACUUAAGACCUUCGAACUCAUCUCUCAAGACGCAUAGCGGCAUUCACGUUAAAGAUGUCUAUGAGCCCCGGUAACCACUCAACACCAGGUGGGUCGUGAGCUCGAUCACCCAUCUAAGCAAUAAAAAUAAUUAAGAUAUAAAUUGGGUACAUAAUAAUAUCUAAUUGCGAAAUAGGAUCUCCAAUAAUUGUGAUUACAUUUAAAACUCGGCAGUAAAAAACGUGAGCAGUAAGUACCUGUUAUAAACACUAAAAAUAUACAUAAAUAUUCAUUUGUUAGAACUCAUUACAACAUAUUUUUAUAAAUGUUAUCUGUCAGUUCGACUUUUCAUGUUAUUUACUUCUAGGUUUGUGUACAAUAUACAUAGUUAUAGCGUAGGUUUUAUUUUACUUUAAAUAUUUAAUACCAUAUUUAAAAAUAAAUUGUAAUGCCACUAGAUUAUUCAAAUCCAUAUAUAAUUAAAUUCUUAAGUGAAAACUUUGAAAAAGAGACUAAAAGCCGUGUAGCCUGGUUCAUAAGAAAUCAUGAGGAAAUUUCUAAAAGGCUUAAGUUUUCAGCAAAUUACAAAGGAUACCACUUAGAAGAUGUUAUUCGAAAACCAAUAGAAAUGUUACUAAGAACCCUUUCUAGGCAACAUUUAGAAAAUAAUGUUAAUCGUCGAAAAGUGGCCCCUCAACAGGAUCCUAUAAAAUUUACGUACAAAGUUCAUAGGCCAAAAAAUGAUACACAAUUCUGCAGGUUUAUAACAGAAACUAUUAACAGUUUAAAAAACGAUGAAAUUAUGAAACCAGUUGAAGCUGAAGUACAAAAAAUGUUAUAUGGUGAUUUACCAAAUGGCGGACGAAGUCAGUACCUCAUUGCAAGAAAAAUGAAAACACCCAACGAAAAAUACUAUUCAGACCAAACUACAAAUCAAUUAAUAGGUUGGAAUUUUUCUGAUCACGAAGGACAAGGUCAAUCAGAAUACGGACGUAAAUAUUCCCUGAGUCGCGCGAACAGUCGCAGCGGUCCACAGCCAGAUCCAUGCUACUAUCAGCAACCUGCUAAAAACCCAUAUUCAAAAUGCUUAGAUUGAAAAGUCGGUGUAACUUCAAUAAAGUCUGUGGCAUACCUA